This is a messenger RNA of Diospyros lotus (date-plum), 1245 nucleotides long. RefSeq lists its product as uncharacterized. Bases 142 to 1104 code for a protein of 320 amino acids. Gene Ontology annotation, molecular function: S-adenosylmethionine-dependent methyltransferase activity. The record is from RefSeq and is a predicted model, not a curated record. NCBI's taxonomy places the organism in Eukaryota, Viridiplantae, Streptophyta, Magnoliopsida, Ericales, Ebenaceae. The transcript is spliced from 8 exons.
GUGGAGGAUUGAUGGGAGAGAUGGCCACGUAAACUGGUUUUGCUUCACUAAACUGCAACAAAGCCCAAUCCACAUCUCAUCUGAACUUUCCAAUCCAAUCCAAUCCAAUCCUCCUCCAAACCAAACACGGGCAAUCCAUGAAUGAAACUACAAUUCUAUACACAAAAUAUGGCCAAUCGUUUGGGACUUUCUCAGCGGAACCUGCCGGCUUUGGCGGGUCUCUACGUUCAAUCUUCUUCUCCUCCUUCAACUUCUUCUCCAUUUUCUUCUUCUAAUUGCCGGAGAAUCCCACUGAAGAAGAAGGCUUCUCGCCGCCGGGUGGCGUUGGGCAUUGGAGCGGCGUUUUGGGCUCAGUUUAUGAAUAUGGCUGGUAUCAGUGGUGGCAACUGCAAAUCUUUCAUUGCUUCUGCCAGGCAAAAGGGCGCGGUUGAAGAGGUAUUGAAGAAUGUUGAAUGGCCAGAGCAAUUUCCAUUCAAAGAAGAGGAUUUCCAACGUUUUGAUGAGUCCCAAGAUACAUUGUUCUAUGAAUCUCCUCGCUUUGUUACACACAUAGAUGAUCCGGCCAUUUCUGCUCUUACAAAGUACUAUUCCGAGGUUUUUCCUCCUAGUAAUACUCCAGGGGUUGCUAUUCUUGAUAUGUGCAGUAGUUGGGUCAGUCAUUUCCCUGCAGGAUAUAAGCAAGAUCGGGUAGUGGGAAUGGGCAUGAACGAGGAAGAGCUCAAGAGAAAUCCAGUUCUGACAGAAUACAUUGUUCAAGACUUGAAUGUAAACCCUAAACUUCCUUUUCAAGAUGAUUCCUUCGAUGUUAUCACGAAUGUGGUUAGUGUUGACUACUUGACAAAGCCUAUGGAUGUUUUCAAGGAGAUGUGCCGGGUCCUCAAGCCUGGAGGCCAGUCUAUAAUUAGCUUCUCAAAUCGAUGCUUCUGGACAAAGGCAAUCUCAAUAUGGACAUCGACUGGCGAUGCUGACCAUGCUUUGAUAAUUGGAUCAUACUUCCAUUAUGCUGGAGGGUUUGAACCUCCUCAGGCUGUGGAUAUAUCUCCUAAUCCCGGACGCUCGGAUCCGAUGUACAUCGUGCAUUCCCGGAAACUAGCUACAGCCUGAAGCUAGAGCUACGCCUAACACUUUUUGACAGGUGCCCAUUUUUAACAUUUUUGAGAUGUAUCGAUCAAACUUUCCCAUUGCUGUAUUAAAGAGACAGCCUGUCCCUUAGAGAUGUUGAAAUGUAUUAAAAGAUGUUUUAUC